Messenger RNA from Arabidopsis arenosa, 739 nucleotides. The record is from the annotation of a GenBank genome assembly. Lineage: Eukaryota; Viridiplantae; Streptophyta; Magnoliopsida; Brassicales; Brassicaceae.
GAAAUCAAUGAGAGAAAUAAUUUUGAGAUACGGUCAACGUUUGGUCUCCUUUAGGAAAGUACACGCGUGAGAUCGAACGUGUCGAUUCUUAUCACUCUUUCCCAAAAUCGACAUGCUCUCGGACCGCUACAUUCCAAAUAGUCUGACAAAACCAAUUGGAUUAUGCACGAAUACCGGCUCGCUGACGUGGACCGGUCGGUUCGCAAGAAAAACAGUCUAAGGUUGGAUGAUUGGGUACUGUGUCGUAUAUAUAACAAGAAAGGUGUCAUCGAGAAGCAACGGAGCGAGAACGAGAUAAGGGCUGUGAAUGACACGUGUCCACCGGAAUCUGUGGCGAGAUUGAUCGCCGGCUCGGAACAAGCGGUGUCACCGGAACUCACGUGUAGCAACGGUCGGUUGAGUAAUGCCCUGGAUUUUCCGUUUAAUUACGUGGAUGCCAUCGCCGAUAACGAGAUUGUCUCACGGCUAUUGUGCGGGAAGCAGAUGGGUCGACUUUGGAUCCACUUGUGGUUAGGCAGAGAACUUUCUGAGCUGUCACGUGAAACUAUCACUGUCCUGUCUGCCGUCGCACGUGCCGGUUUGAAACCUGCCUAGCUGAUCCAGAAGGGAAGUGACCAGGUUGGGCUUUGGAGCAACAAUUGGGCCUUGGCUUUCUUCUCCUCUAUUAAGACGGGCUAGUGUGUGUAUCCACAAAGCAAUAUCAUCAACUGUUCUGGAAUAAGAAAAUUUAUAAAUUCAU